Molecule: messenger RNA, 594 nt
Organism: Xiphias gladius (swordfish)
Lineage: Eukaryota; Metazoa; Chordata; Actinopteri; Istiophoriformes; Xiphiidae
Gene: coxfa4a
Product: NDUFA4 mitochondrial complex associated a
Exons: 4
Coding region: 104-352 (82 amino acids)
Source: RefSeq, a predicted model, not a curated record
UUACUUCCGCCCUAUUAAAUAGCGCACCCUUUUUGGCGAGACUGUUCGUAAUCCGUUUAUUUCUGUACAAACUGCGCUAAAUCAGCUUUCACAAACGUCAAAAAUGCUCGCCACAGUCGGCAAACAGCUUAGAAACCACCCAGCUCUCAUCCCCCUCUUCAUCUUCAUUGGUGGAGGGGUAACCAUGUCCAUGACUUACCUCGCCCGUCUGGCUUUGAAAAACCCUGAUGUCUGCUGGGAUCGCAAGAACAAUCCAGAGCCCUGGAACAAACUGGGCCCAAAUGAUCAGUACAAGUUUUUCACAGUCAACAUGGACUACAGCAAGCUGAAGAAGGAGCGUCCUGAUUUCUAAAAAUCACAUCUGCUGGACCAAAAGCACAAAGAUGAGCUGAUCCGCACAGCCCCAUUUUUGAACUUUCUCCGAGAACCUGAGAGAUGCAGAGGCUAAAACCGCACAAUGAUUCAUUUCUAAGUUCCUCAUUGCAUCCCAUGGGCUUUUUGAAAUCUUGUCUCUUAUUUCUCAUUUUCAAUGGCUCUCAAUAAAGUGAAGGAGUCUUUUCUCCUCAUUACAGAGAAAAGAACCAGUUUCAUUUA